This is a messenger RNA of Daphnia carinata, 2463 nucleotides long. RefSeq names its product protein kinase C and casein kinase substrate in neurons protein 1-like (gene Synd). Gene Ontology annotation, biological process: plasma membrane tubulation; cytoskeleton organization; regulation of endocytosis. Gene Ontology annotation, molecular function: phospholipid binding; protein binding. Gene Ontology annotation, cellular component: plasma membrane; cytoplasm; endosome. The record is from RefSeq and is a predicted model, not a curated record. The transcript is spliced from 9 exons. The coding region runs from base 160 to 1641 and encodes 493 amino acids. Lineage: Eukaryota; Metazoa; Arthropoda; Branchiopoda; Diplostraca; Daphniidae.
CGGAAUGGUCUAGUUGUUUCACAACCUGUUUCUACAGCUUACACAUUGUGGAUUCUGUUAUCUGCAUUUUCCUCCAGGUUCUUUUUUGUUAAAAGAAAAAUACUAUUUGAUGUUCAGCGAUUGUAGCCAGUAAAGAUUUAGAUAGCGGCCUGGCCGGAGAUGUCGCAUCACAGCGAGGAGAACUUGCUGACGGCGUCGGGCGGCUCGUUUUGGGAGCCCGGCAAUUACAAGAGGACGACGAAACGGAUCGAGGACGGCAACCGAUUGUGCACGGAUCUGAUCCAGUUGGUGACGGACCGAGCCGAGAUCGAGAAGAACUACGCCAAGAAUCUCAAAGCCUGGUCGAAAAAGUGGAACGAGCUCAUCGAAAAAGGACCCGAAUACGGAACGACGGAAGCGGCCUGGAAAGGCGUCCUCGUCGAGUCUGACCGCCUCUCGGACUUGCAUACGAAAAUCAAGGACCAUCUGUCGGAAGAUGUGCCGGCCCAGAUCAAAAGUUGGCAGAAAGACGCCUACCACAAGUCGAUGAUGGUGCUGAAAGAAAAGAAGGAAAUGGACGACAAUUUCAAGAAAGCGCAGAAGCCUUGGGUCAAGAUCCUCAACAAAGUGGACAAGACAAAGUUGGACUACCACAACGCUUGCAAAGCGGAGCGAUCGGCCUCCAAUCAGGAGAGGAACGCCACCGGAGACAAUGCCGUAUCGCCCGAACAGGUCCGCAAACUGCAGGAGCGCGUCCAAAAAGCCAAGGAGGAGGUGCAGCGGACCAAGGAGAAAUACGAGGCGGCCUUGCAGGAGAUCAAUUCCUACAACCCAAAGUACAUGGAGGACAUGCAGGAAGUGUUUGACAAGUGCCAGCAAAUGGAGGCCCAGCGACUCACUUUCUUCAAAGAAGUCCUCUUCAACAUUCACAAAGGAUUGAACAUUAGUCAGGAUCCCACGCUGCCGCAAAUCUACGAAGAGUUGUACCACACAGUCAACAACGCCGACCACGACAAGGACCUCAAGUGGUGGUCCUUCAACUACGGAGUCAACAUGGGCAUGAACUGGCCCCAAUUUGAGGAUUAUUCGGAAGAGUUUCGCGACAUUGGCGGCGUCAAAGGAAAAGGCAAAGCGCAGCUACCCGAGGGCGCCAUCACUCUCAUCAAUCAGCGUAUCGUCACCGACGACCUCCCCGAACCGGGAUCGACCCAAACUGGUUUGGAUAAGGGACGCAAAGGGAGCACGAAAAAUGCCGAAAGCCGUUCGAUUGGGGCGGUGGCAUCGACGUUGAGUAGCGGCAACAGCAACUCGGGCGGCAAAAGUCCUGGCGCGGGUACGAUCGGCGGCAAUGCCGAUAAGAACAACAGAAGUGGAGAAAGUGCAAACGUCAGCAACGGGACGGCCAACCGACCGGAAGGGAAUCCGUUCGAAGAGGAAGAAUGGGACGAAUAUCCCAACGAAGCCCUGGUCGAUAACGGUGAGCCGGGCGUGCCCGUCCGGGCCCUCUACGACUACGAAGGUGCCGAAUUUGACGAAUUGAGCUUCAAGAAAGGCGAUGUUUUUGAAAAACUGGAGGAUGAAGACGAACAAGGCUGGUGCAAAGGUCGUAAAGACGGUAGAGUGGGUCUCUAUCCGGCCAAUUACGUCGAAACUGUCGAUUGAAAACAAAAAAUGGAGAUACGUGCCGAAAAAUGAAAGGGAUCGUUUUUUUUGUGGGGGGUCGUCAUUAUCAUCCAUCGUUUACAUCAUUUGUUACAUUUUGAUCGCUAAUCCUAUAAUCAAUUUCACCUCCCGAAACACACACACACAUCUAGAGACAACCGACUUUUGCUUUUUUGUUAAAAAAAAAAAUCCAUCAAUUGGUUUUCAAUAAGUUUAAUGCACGUCUCUCUCUCUCUUCCUCAGCCUUUCCAGUACCAAAACUUAAAAUAUCGCGCGCGUGAGUGUGUGAGUGUCUUGUGUGUUUGAUGCCAGCCCGAGAAUGAAUCAUUCUGCCAGUCGUUUUUCUUCUUAUUGGCCUCUCUUUAACCUAUUAGUAGUUGACAUCAUUGACGACAUCCUCCCUUCCUGUCUUAGACAUAUACUAUGUCACUUUUUUUUGGCAGCUGUUGUGUAUCCACACAUCUUGUCUGGCACUUUCGAUGUUAGGUUGGCAUUACGGACCCUCCCCUUCUAUUCGUGUGCGUAGUCCUCUGCGUCUCACACUGACACGCGUAUCCCCCAUGUGCCCGUCUUCCUCGUUGAUUAACUCGCAAUAGUCUGACACCUUGUUCGCAGUGAAAACUGAAAAAAAAAAAAGAAAAUGAUAGUUUAGUUUCUUCACAUAAACACUACCCAACCAACUGACACACACAUACUUUGCAUACUAUAUAAUAAUUGUCUCGUGUAUUGUAUAAAACAAACAAUUUAGGGCUUUGUUAAUGAACAUAUUAACCUUGUCAUUCCCUUCCCCUUGAGUUAAAAUAUUAAAGGAUAGAGGGCGGA